Anopheles funestus (African malaria mosquito) is the source of this 1170-nucleotide messenger RNA. Its product is annotated as 3'(2'),5'-bisphosphate nucleotidase 1. The transcript has 2 exons. The coding region runs from base 234 to 1160 and encodes 308 amino acids. Gene Ontology annotation, biological process: phosphatidylinositol phosphate biosynthetic process. Lineage: Eukaryota; Metazoa; Arthropoda; Insecta; Diptera; Culicidae. The record is from RefSeq and is a predicted model, not a curated record. Gene Ontology annotation, molecular function: 3'(2'),5'-bisphosphate nucleotidase activity.
UCAGUGACAGUGGAUCAUCUAUACACCUUCACCAUAAGCACAAUAAUAUUCGGACGCAAAUCAUCAGGACGUACGAAAAUCAGAAAGCAAAGUUUUGAGUACACACAAGUACAUCAUGUGCAAUAGUUGUUGCGAUUAGCACUUCAUACAAACAUCAAUCGUCCACAAUCCGACCGUCGAUCGACACACAAACACAUCGGUUCUACGUCGCGUCGCAAAGGGAAAGUGUUGCGAUGGCCAACACUGCACCACUGGUAAUGCGUUUGGUCGGUAGCUCGAUUAAGAUUGCACAUCGAGCCGGUAACAUUAUUCGUGAUGUGAUGUGUCGUGGUGAUCUGGGGAUUGUCGAGAAAGGAAAAGAUGAUCUUCAGACCGAAGCUGACCGUUCGGCGCAGCGCUGUAUUGUAGCAUCGCUGUCCAAACUCUUCCCGAAUGUUACCAUCAUAGGCGAAGAAGGAGCGAGUGAUCUAAAUGUGCCCGAUGAUUGGUUGAUCACUGAAAGCAAUACUGAAUUUUUGGAAAAACAUAAAUGUCCAGAAACUUUCGCUGAUCUGAAGGAAUCGGACGUGGUGAUUUGGGUCGAUCCAUUAGAUGGAACCAGCGAGUACACACAGGGAUUUCUAGAACGUGUUACCGUGCUGAUUGGCAUCGCGAUCAACGAUAGAGCGGUCGGUGGUGUGAUACAUCAACCUUAUUACAAGGCCGAAUCAGGUGAUGUUGGUCGCACCAUUUGGGGUUUGAAAGGAUGCGGCACGGGCGGCAUUCUACCGGUGAAACCUCCAUCGGAUCGCUUUUUGGUGACAACCACUCGUUCACAUUCCACUGGUAUCGUCCAAUCCGCAUUGGAUGCACUAGCACCUGAUGAAGUAUUGCGCGUUGGCGGAGCCGGUUAUAAGGUACUGCAGCUGCUCGAAGGCAAGGCUCAUGCAUACGUAUUCGCGAGUGCGGGCUGUAAGAAAUGGGACACCUGUGCGCCAGAAGCUGUGCUGGAAGCGAACGGUGGCACACUUACAGAUAUGCUGGGGCGUCACUACCGGUAUGGUAAGGAUGUAAGUUUUCCUAACAGCAGUGGUGUUUUGGGAACCGUUUCCGGAGUGUCGCAUGACGACAUUCUUUCUAAAAUUCCCGCUACCGUAAAGCAGGCUAUGGAUCAAGCUUAGACUUGUUCAC